Molecule: messenger RNA, 2312 nt
Organism: Anopheles funestus (African malaria mosquito)
Lineage: Eukaryota; Metazoa; Arthropoda; Insecta; Diptera; Culicidae
Product: antigen 5 like allergen Cul n 1-like
Exons: 1
Coding region: 751-1521 (256 amino acids)
Source: RefSeq, a predicted model, not a curated record
GCUGGAAGUUGGGAAGAUCCGAAUGUUCGACACAACACAUCUGACCUUGGCCCCAGGCCAACACAUCUCGUCGUAUUACUUUCACGUUACAGUUACUUCCGUGAAACCAUCCACACCGUAGCCGUACCCAAUGUACCGCGAUUAGCAUUUUGUAACAAGUUUUUGGGUGUUCGACCGUGUCCCCCAAAACACGGUGAGAGCGAUGACUAACUAGGCAUCGAUCGGCACCGGCAGCCGUUAAUUUAUCAACUCCGUUUAAUGCUGCUUGCUACGAUGGUGAUUCUGAAGCUGAAGAACCGGUUUCCCCUGCCAAUUGCCCUUUGGUUGGUGUUCGUUCCCCAGAGUGUCAAUUUGCUUGCCAUCUUUCGUUAUCACCCCGUGUACAUGUGCGUUCUUCCUGCGUGCGAUUGUGGACCCUUUUUUGUUGGCUGUUUUUGUUUGUUUGUUGGGGUUUUAAAAAAACCCCUGUUUCUGCGGGAAGAAAAGGGUUUCGCAUGAAAUUUGGCGUACCCUCUGAGGUGCUAUGGUGAUCUUAUGCUUUAGAUCCGGUUUCUGUGAUCGUGUGACAAUUGGUCAGCAUCUCUCACAGACCGUCCAAAUUCCCCACCAUUUGUUGAACGGUUCAAUCAGUCGUCCGCAUCCCAUUCUGGGUUUGGUUCGAACCGUCGCUUGCUCAGUUGCUGCUGGUACUCGUAGCUUGUCGCAGUGUCUGUGUUUUAGUGGAUCAUAGAAUACUGGACCACGUUAACGAUGAGCGUCACGGCACUGUCGGCAGGCCGGUUUAGUGUGUCUUUGCUGUGUGUGCUGUUCCUACUGGUGCCACCAUGUCUCGGGAAUUACUACUGCAGGCGGAGUCUGUGCCCCUCGGGUGAUGCACAUGUGGGCUGCUACUCGGAGGUACCGUUUGGCAAGAGCUGUCAGGGGAUGAAACCACAGCUCGUACCGAUGACCACAGAGCGGAAGAUGAUGAUCCUGCAGCAGCACAACCUCCAACGGCAGCGCCUAGCACUCGGAACACUGCCCGGUUUCGAACAGGCCUACCAUAUGCCGCAGCUGUACUGGGACGACGAGCUGCAGUACCUGGCUGAGCUAAAUGCACGAUCGUGCGUGUACGCACACGAUCACUGCCGCAACACGUACACCUUUCCGCGAGCCGGCCAGAACAUUGCCAUCAUCCGGCACUUUGGGCUAAACGUGACUAAGGAGGAUGUGUAUCGGUACAUCAUCGACCACUGGUUUAAUGAGUACCCGUUAGCGACAACCUUCGUCGACCAGUAUCCGACCGAUUACGUCGGUCCGGAGUUUGCACACUUCACGCAGAUUGUGAACGAUCGUGCAGUACAUAUGGCGUGUGGUAUGGUAACAUGGGAGUCGUACAACGGAUACGUAUGGACGAACGACUAUCUCGUCUGUAACUAUGGAUACUCGAACGUGAUCGGUGAUCGGUCGUACACGAAGGGACCGGUUGCGCAGGGCUGCACCACUGGCCGUAGCGUCGCCUAUCCCGGACUCUGCUUUUAGAAUAUCGAUCAGGCAUUCCCUCACCUGGUGGAUCCACUUCAUUCAACGGUGUGAUCACAAACAAACAUACUCACACACAGACAAUCGAAGAAUGAGAUGCUGAAGGUUGCCGGUCACGGUCCAGCAGGUUAACAUGCUAAUUUUGCAACUCGCAGCAUCCACCACGAUAUCUCCCAAAAGCAAACUUUUGGCAACGCGUGAAGCAUCACAUUUUCAUCAUGUGUGACUGCCAGUUGACAUACGCGCUCAUCUUCAACCACCGAUCAAUGAACGAGAACUUGUUUGUGUGUACGUGCGCGCGCGUGUGUGUGAGAGAGAGGGUGUGAAACUCCACGGCAGGAAAAGUGUUUAGAGUAGUCAUUAUGAAACAUUUGCUCGUGACGCGUAAAUAUGUGUCCACUCAUUCAUUCAUCAAAACACUGCCAAGAAAUCGGAUGUGUUCGUGCGUGAAAUGGCAUGUUUUCUACUAGAUUUAACCUUCUACAAUACAGGGCUAACUAAUACGUGCUGAUUGUUACCCGAAUGGGGAGAGUCUGUUUGUUAAAAAUAAAAACAACUUAAGCACCUUUUUCCAAUAUCUACGAGGUGAGCUGUUUAGCGAUAUGUGUUCGUUUGUUUGCAAAUUUAUAACGCUAAAAUAUGUUAAAAUCCGAUAUCUGUUUCAGCUGGGGUUGGGUUUUAGUGUUAUUCAUUACAUUUAAUUUUUUAGCUGCGUACGUAAAAGGAGUUUCCAUAUUAGCUUUACGUACGCAGUCAUUCAGUGUACAACUUUUCCCGAAAGCUUCAGUCUU